CGGCGUAACAGAUGCCGCACGGAGAAAUAAGCCUUUAAUACCCACAGGACUCGGGAAGGGGCAACUACACUCAACUCACAUCAGCGACUUAAGUGAAACCCUUCACGCAACUCUCGCAGUCUCCGGUGGUGUCCUGGGCGUCGCGGUCCUGGGCAGAAAUUGCAUCCUCACGCACAAACUGGCGCUCAGGGAACACGCGUAUCGGUUGCACUUUAGAGCAUCCUCGGAGUUAUCCACCUGAGUGGAGGGAGAACCAAUCUCAUGGCAUGCUUGCCCAUUUCUCAUUUACUGGAGCCAGGUGAAUGGUGAUUUGAAGUGGUCGUUACAGCCUUGGAAUAGCGCUACAGGACACCUUUAACUGCCAUGCCGCCCAAAAAGAAGGGAGAGCAUAAGGACACAGAUGUCGUUGAGGAAAGAAACGCCCAGGUGCAGCUGGAGAAAGCCAAGUACAAGCCUGUGGCAUUUGCUGUACGAUGCAACUUCUCUUACACGCCAGCAGACGAUGACAACGUCCCUGUACCAGGCCAGGCUGUCACUUUUGAGGCCAGGGACUUCCUACAUAUCAAAGAGAAGUUUAACAAUGACUGGUGGAUCGGACGGCCGGUGAAGGAGGAUGGUGUGGUGGGCUUCGUCCCCAGUCCGGUCAAUCUGGAAACCAUUCUUAUCCGAAGAGAAGUCCAAGCGAGGAAAGCUGCCAAGGCAUUAGCCAACAAAGCUGCAUCUCAGGUAGCUCAAGAUAUGAACUCGAAGAAAUAUACUCCUCCAUCACAAGCCAAUCAGCAGGUGAAAAAGAAGCCGGGGGAGCAGGUGGCUAUGUAUGAUGUAGUGCCUACAAUGCGUCCUGUGGUUCUAAUGGGACCAUCACUGAAGGGCUUAGAGGUUACAGAUAUGAUGCAAAAAGCACUAUUUGACUUUUUAAAACAUCGAUUUGAAGGCAGAAUUACUAUUACGCGGGUAACAGCAGAUAUCUCACUGGCAAAACGAUCCAUCCUCAACAACCCUGGCAAAAAGGCCUUAAUGGAUCGCUCCAACACCCGCUCCAAUUUAGAUGCUGCCGCUCAGAUCCAAGGGGAGGUGGAGCGUAUCUUUGAGCUCGCCCGCAGCCUGCAGUUGGUUGUUUUAGACGCAGACACCGUCAACCACCCUAUGCAGGUGUCCAAGACCUCCCUGGCUCCAAUUCUUGUCUAUGUAAAGAUCUCCUCACCAAAAGUGUUGACAAGACUGAUCAAGACCAGAGGGAAGUCUCAGACCAAACAUCUCAAUGUUCAGCUUGUGGCAGCAGACAAGCUUGCCCAAUGUCCACCAGUGAGUGCCAUCUAGUGGCAGAUGAGAAAAGUUGGCAGAAUUGUGACUACUUUAGUGUAUGAAUAUAUACUACAUGUGUUAUUUCCAGUGAGACUGCUGAGGGCCCAACAAAAUUCUUCUUUUUCUUUUUUCCAGUUUUUUUUUUUGUUGUUGUUUGCUGUUUUUUUUUUUUUCAAAUUUGUGGUUCCAGAAGUAUAAGUGACUUUUUACGAUUUUGGUGUGCCUUUGAAAAACCAUUUAGACCUUAUUUGUGAUUCUCAAAAAUAACCACAGAUUUUAACUUGUCUCCUGACUGUUACACACAUUUCAAUUGAAUUUUUCCAUUUCCUGUAGGAAAUGUUUGAUGUCAUCUUAGAUGAAAACCAGCUAUCGGAUGCCUGUGAGCACAUUGCUGACUACCUGGAGUCCUAUUGGAGAGCCACUCAUCCGCCAGAGAUGGAGCCUGCCAACGCAGUGGUGGCCCAGCUGG
Molecule: messenger RNA, 1774 nt
Organism: Oreochromis aureus
Lineage: Eukaryota; Metazoa; Chordata; Actinopteri; Cichliformes; Cichlidae
Gene: cacnb2b
Product: calcium channel, voltage-dependent, beta 2b
Exons: 12
Coding region: 364-1320 (318 amino acids)
Biological process (GO): regulation of voltage-gated calcium channel activity; neuromuscular junction development; calcium ion transmembrane transport
Cellular component (GO): voltage-gated calcium channel complex
Molecular function (GO): protein binding; high voltage-gated calcium channel activity
Source: RefSeq, a predicted model, not a curated record